AUGAAGAAGUGGAGUAGAAUUACCAAACAUGACCAUCAGAAUUCGAGAGUCAAGGGAUUUAAAGAAGAUAGGAUAAGUGAAUUGCCGGAUGAAAUCCUUUGUCACAUACUUUCGUUCCUUCCAACUAUACAUGCGGUGCGUACUACUGUUUUGUCUACAAGAUGGAACAACCUAUGGUUUUCUGUUCCAAGCUUGGAUUUUGAUCAGACAGAUUUUCGUGGACUUGGAGGAUGGCGUGCAUUGAGGAAAUUCAUAGAUCGCAUGCUUUCAGUACGCAACUCAUCACACAUUGAAAAAUUCCAUCUUUUGUGUUGUUCUUUUGGAUUUGAAUACAAGGAUUUCUGUCUUUUCGAACCCUGGACAUUCACUCUGAGCAGGAAUGAUAUUUUUGAGCUUGACUUUUGCAUUGUUGCCGAUCAUCAUCUUCGGAAGCUAGAGCUGAAAUUGUCUGAAAAAGUCUUUAUUUACGAAACAAAUCUUGUUCAAGAAGUGGUUUCACAACGUAGCAUUGCUCAAGGUUGUUUCCCAAGUAAUCUCAAGUCCCUUAGUGACUUGAUGGGAUUUCUUUGUAUCAACUCUGCAGAAGUUGAAGAAGACAUGAGUAUAAAUGGCAGUUUUGGCAAACAACCUUUCUUUAGUUACCACAACUGUAUGCCUAGCCUGAAGACAUUGUCUACAAGAUUCGCCAUCCGAGAUGAUGAAGAACCCUCCACAAUUGCUCUCAAUGCUCCAAAUCUCGAAAACCUUAUCAUCGAAGUUCCUUGUGAUCUUGUGGCAUGUUCUCUUCCUGUUUUUGAGAAUUUGAAGCAAUUGAAGCUAUUUCAGCUUAGUAGCCUUGUCUGGUUGACUGAGUUUCUAAGGAGAUCACCUAAUCUAGAGUGUCGUGCCUUGGAUACUAGUCACCCCAAAUGGAAGGAUGCAGAUUAUAUGCAAGGUUUUCUUAAUGAGAGAUAUGUUCAAGGAUUCGCGCCGUUUAAUCCACAACUAAUUGUGCCUGAUUGCUUGUCGUCGCACCUCAAGACUAUCUCAUGGAGCAGUUUCAUGGAAGACAAGGAGGAGUGGGAAGCAAUCAGGUAUUUGCUUAAGCACGGUGAAGUUCUGAGUAACUUUACUGUUUCAACUUAUGUGUAUCUCACACCAAAGAGAGCUAAGAAGUUAUGCGAAGAAAUUUUAACAUUUCAGAAGCGUUCAGAAACUUGUGAGGUUGAAGUUAUUUAG
Molecule: messenger RNA, 1218 nt
Organism: Fragaria vesca subsp. vesca
Lineage: Eukaryota; Viridiplantae; Streptophyta; Magnoliopsida; Rosales; Rosaceae
Product: FBD-associated F-box protein At4g10400-like
Exons: 2
Coding region: 1-1218 (405 amino acids)
Molecular function (GO): protein binding
Source: RefSeq, a predicted model, not a curated record